CGCCCCUUCCGCGAAGAAGAGCAGCCGCAGCAGCCGCAGCAGCGCCGCCCCCAGCCCCAGUCCGGAGCCACUCCAUGGGGCCAGGGCCAAAUGGGCAGGCACCCGCUUCAAUCCUGGGGCUCGGCCUACCUCCGUUGCCGUGGCAACCGCCGCCGGGUCGCCAGGGGACGGGGACUUCCGGCCUCCCGACGCGGGCGCGGCGGAGGCGGAACUUCCGCUUUCUCCUCGCUCUCCUUCCGGCGGCGGAAACACCCGGAUGAAGGAUGUCCGCCAGGCGCGAGGGGCCGCCCAAGCUGCGGCUGCUCUGUCUCCAUGGUUACCGGCAGAACGCGGGCAGCUUCUGGGCGCGCAGCGGCGCCCUGCGCAAGGCGCUGCGCGGGCGCGCAGAGCUGCUGAGCCUCGACGCGCCGCACGUCAUUGUCGCGCAGCCAGGAGAGGCAGCGCCAGACCCGCCAGAAGCUGACGGCCGGGGCUGGUGGUUUUCCGGCCCGGAGGGGACAACUUUCCAUGCCCUUGAAGAAGCCGCUUCCUGUACCGGCCUGGAGGAGUCGCUGGAGGCGGUCGCCAAGGCCUUCCUGGAGCAGGGCCCCCUCGACGGGCUGCUGGGCUUCAGCCAGGGGGCGGCGCUGGGGGGCAUCCUCUGUGCCCUGAAGCAGCGCGGAGACCCCCGCUUCCCCUUUGGCUUCGCCAUCCUCGUGGCCGGCUUCAAAAGCCGGGCCGCCGACCACCACGGCUACUACCAGGAGCCCAUCUGCGUGCCGAGCCUCCAUGUCGUGGGGGAGACGGACCAGGUCAUCCCCGCCCGGAUGAGCAGAGAGCUGGCCUCCCAGUUCACAGAUCCCGUCACCCUCAGCCACCCCGGCGGGCACUUCCUCCCGGCCUCUGCCCCCCAGAAGAACGCCUACCUGGAAUUCCUGGAUCAGUUUGUAAAAUGACAGGCUGGGUGCAGACCAGCCCCCAGCUAGACUUGGAGGCCGGAGGCCUCAGACGUGUGUUGAAAGAAGGGGAGCAACUACAUUUGUAGGAUGGACUACAACUCCUAUCAGCCCAAGGCCAUUGUGGCGGGGAACGGUGGGAGUUGUAGUCCAACAUCGGGGGGGCGGGGACCUGGGUUUGUGCACCUCUGGAGUAAAGCACUCUCCAGCCUGUUUUCAGCGGCCUCAGACAUGCCCAGUUCUGUGUGGGAUUCUGGCCCCAUAGGCAGUCCGCUGUGGGGCUGGGUCAAAGUGGAGCACACACUCAUCCCUCUGCUUGAAGGGCUUGCCAGGGACCAGAGAAACGGUUGGUUUUGGAACGGCUGGAAUGAGUUCGUGAGCUCUGAGAAGUCCUGUGUCUGCUUCUGUUUUGGAAAGUAUCAAUAAAUAUUUCGUAAGGAA
Hemicordylus capensis (graceful crag lizard) is the source of this 1376-nucleotide messenger RNA. It is a transcript of the gene OVCA2, whose product is annotated as OVCA2 serine hydrolase domain containing. The transcript is spliced from 2 exons. The record is from RefSeq and is a predicted model, not a curated record. Gene Ontology annotation, cellular component: nucleus; cytoplasm. Gene Ontology annotation, biological process: response to retinoic acid. NCBI's taxonomy places the organism in Eukaryota, Metazoa, Chordata, Lepidosauria, Squamata, Cordylidae. The coding region runs from base 264 to 935 and encodes 223 amino acids.